AUGGUCAACUUUAAGAAUAUUGCGGCCUCUUUGGCUGUCUCUUCCAUCAUUGGAAGCGCUAUUGCUCACCCCGGUGAGGUGCAAUCUGCUAAGCAGAUCAAGCGCGAGAUCGAGAAGUACACCAAGGCCCAGCACAAGGCUGUCCGCUCCAUGGCCAAGGUUGAGAACACUCCUCAAGCUUUGGCUCUGAAGGCUCGUGCUGCCGAGCGCCGUGCCGCUACCGUUGCUGCACUCCGCGAGAAGCGUGGAAUUACCACCAAGUCCAUGUUCGGCAAGCGAUCCCAGACCGAUCUCAACAGAUACUUGGCCGAGUCCCACGACCUGUCUGCCUUGGGCUACACCCUCGACACCCCUCUGGAUGUCAUCUUCGGCUCCAACGCCACCAGCGGUCUGGCUCCUGAGGUUACCAUCGGCCCAUACUUUGUCUCUGGAGAGUACAUCCGUACAGAUGUGACCGAUGGCUCGGAGGGUGUUCCGGUCCACCUUGACCUGCAGUUCAUUGACAUCAACACCUACACCCCGGUCCCCGAGGCUCUUGUUGACAUCUGGCACUGCGAUGCCGUCGGCGUCUACUCGGGUGUUUCCAACGGCGGCCAGGGCGGCCUAAACACCACCUUCCUGCGUGGUGUCCAGCAGACCGACAGCGAUGGUGUCGUCCAGUUCGACACCAUCUUCCCCGGCCACUACCAGGGACGUGCCCAUCACAUCCACCUGCUCGUCAGCGAGGACCCCGAGAUCCUGCCCAACCAGACCUACAUUGUGGGCAAGACCGACCACAUUGGCCAAAUCUUCUUCAGCCAGGAGCUCAUCACCGAGGUUGAGGAGACGUCCCCCUACAACACCAACAACCAGGGACUCGUCCUUACUGCCAGCGACGGGAUCGCCGCCGGCCAGGCCACCGCCGACCACGACCCUCUUGUUGACUACGUCCUGAUUGGCGACAGCCUCGAGGAUGGUCUCUUGGCCUUCAUUACCAUUGGUGUUGACACCACUGCCGACUACUCUGACAACUACACCCCCGCUGCUCACUACCAGGAGGGUGGCGGUGUCGACACUGGAAACGGUGGCGGCGGCCCUGGUGGACCCGGUGGACCUGGGUCAGUACAAUCCCUUUUCUAG
Pestalotiopsis fici W106-1 is the source of this 1119-nucleotide messenger RNA. RefSeq lists its product as uncharacterized. The record is from RefSeq and is a predicted model, not a curated record. Gene Ontology annotation, molecular function: ferric iron binding; oxidoreductase activity, acting on single donors with incorporation of molecular oxygen, incorporation of two atoms of oxygen. Bases 1 to 1119 code for a protein of 372 amino acids. The transcript is spliced from 3 exons. NCBI's taxonomy places the organism in Eukaryota, Fungi, Ascomycota, Sordariomycetes, Amphisphaeriales, Sporocadaceae.